UCUCGUCUGUUUGGUACAGUGCCUGUUAUUCUAGGACAGCUGUCUGUAUGAAAUGAGUAUAUGUGCACGCCAAAUACCAGGCUUGGAUAGGAAAGAAUCCAAUCAGAAUUACCAUACUCUCACCAACUUAGUCAAAGACUUUCACCUUGAGAAGGAAAAGAGAAAACAUUGAUACCUAUUCAUUCGUACGUACCAAAAAAUAAAAUGGCUACUAUCCACGUUUUUAGACACGCUGAGGCCUUGCACAACAUCUUGCCGGAGUUCAGGGCGAAGAGAGACCCAGAAAUCUCGGAUGCGGGCCGUCAGCAGUGCAUCAAGAUGGCCUCCGAGUUCCCCUUUAUGGACCAGGUAACACAUCUGAUAUCGUCACCGCUUAGUCGUGCACUGAGCACUAUCCGUUUGGCGUUUGCCCCCGUGGCAGAAAAGCAGCAAAUCAUUGUCUUCCCAGAGCUGACCGAGGCUGGAAUCGCAAUUUCGAGUUUCGGAUCUUCCAUCGAGGAACUUCAGGAGAAAUAUGGAGAUCAACUCGAUCUAAGCCAUGUCCCUGACGAUUGGGAACAGAUCCACCCAAGAAGCCGCUUCGCGUAUGACUUGAAGCUGAUCUUCACCCGUGCUGCUCUGGUAAGGGAACGGAUCAUAGAUCUGGCUUCAACGGCGGAGGAGGGGUCCCAUAUCGUCGUCAUGACCCAUGGCCAGACCGCUCACUUUAUGACUGGUGACUUCAGUGGUCCGGAGGCACCUACAUACCUUACAAAUUGGAAUGGCAACUUGCAAUACCGCUCCUAUGCAAUCGACCUUGCCUCAAGGGCAUUGGUGGAAACGCCGGAAAGCAGGGUAAGAAGAGGCAUAUUGGGGCCAAAUGACCCCGAUGCUGUGGCUAUGGUGAAGGCGCAUAUAUGCCAAAGAAUCCUCUGCCGUAUGCCUGAGGUUCAUGCUCUGUAUGAAGCCUACAAUAAGCCUCAAGGAGAAGGCUUGUAAGCUCGCCA
This is a messenger RNA of Hypoxylon fragiforme, 986 nucleotides long. Its product is annotated as histidine phosphatase superfamily. NCBI's taxonomy places the organism in Eukaryota, Fungi, Ascomycota, Sordariomycetes, Xylariales, Hypoxylaceae. The record is from RefSeq and is a predicted model, not a curated record. Gene Ontology annotation, cellular component: cytoplasm. Bases 205 to 978 code for a protein of 257 amino acids. Gene Ontology annotation, molecular function: phosphatase activity. The transcript has a single exon.